AUGUCCCUGACGCCUCCUGGUAAACUCAGCUCGCAGCAGACCAAGAUGCAGGCCUUUAACUUGUGGAAGGACUAUUUGGGCCUGGCAAAGGUGGUGGGAGCCAUCCGGGAGGAGCUGAGUUCCUGGAACAGCUGGGAUAACAUGGGCACCUCUGGGACAAGGGAGACCCCGCAAGCCUCUCACCCAGAAGGCAGUCCCUUCCUGGGUGCCAGACCUAAGGCAAACUCCUCUUGUUCCUUCUGCAAACACAAUGGGGAGUCACGUCACAUCUACCAGUCGCACAACCUGAAGGAUUCGGCAGGGCGGGUGCUGUGUCCCAUCCUGAGGGAUUACACCUGCCCUCAAUGUGGGGCCACCCAGGACAAGGCCCACACCAGGCGCUUUUGUCCCCUGACCAGGAAUGACUACCGUUCUGUGUACAACUACCCAUCGCGGAACUCAGUUGGAAAGUGGCCUGGUCAGUCGGUCGGUGCCCCUCGGUGGCGCAAGGUGCCUAGCCCAUCAGAGACAAAGGGGUCCCAUGGGAGACUGGCUGAAAAAGUAUCGACUUCUGCUGGCUUCACAGGUUCCCAGGUUCCCAGGACCUCCUUCUCUUCAUCUUUUUCCUUAUGA
Messenger RNA from Tachyglossus aculeatus (Australian echidna), 612 nucleotides. RefSeq names its product nanos C2HC-type zinc finger 3 (gene NANOS3). Bases 1 to 612 code for a protein of 203 amino acids. Gene Ontology annotation, cellular component: perinuclear region of cytoplasm. Gene Ontology annotation, biological process: negative regulation of translation; oogenesis. The transcript has 2 exons. The record is from RefSeq and is a predicted model, not a curated record. Gene Ontology annotation, molecular function: mRNA binding; zinc ion binding. NCBI's taxonomy places the organism in Eukaryota, Metazoa, Chordata, Mammalia, Monotremata, Tachyglossidae.